Molecule: messenger RNA, 1177 nt
Organism: Nematostella vectensis (starlet sea anemone)
Lineage: Eukaryota; Metazoa; Cnidaria; Anthozoa; Actiniaria; Edwardsiidae
Product: 52 kDa repressor of the inhibitor of the protein kinase-like
Exons: 1
Molecular function (GO): protein dimerization activity
Source: RefSeq, a predicted model, not a curated record
CAACUCUCCCAAGCGACAAGAACAUUUAGAAUUCAGGAUCAUAGAACUUUUGCAAAAAAAAAACACACUUCUUUAAUUAAUGUAUGCCACACCCGAUGGAUUGAAAGGAUAGAUGCUAUGGACCGAAUAGUUGAGCUUCUCCAUCCAGUCACAGCUACAAUAGAAGAUAUCUCAAUGAACAGACACAAGCAUGAAAAUACCAACUGGAAUCCUACCAGCAGACAAGAUGCCCAAUCAUUACUUAAUGCUAUCAACUUUUCCUUUAUUGUUGCUAUUGUUAUUGUCAGACAUAUUUUGGCACUAACUAAGCCACUUACAGUGAAGCUGCAAAGUAAAGCUAUGGAUAUCCUGAAAGCUAAAGAAGAACUUGCUCUUCUGAUAUCAGUUCUCACAGAAAUGAGCAAUGACAUUGAUGCCACACACCAUGAACUGUACCAGGAUGCAGUGACUAUCGCAAGACAAGUAGAUGUACAACCAGAUAUGCCAAGGGUAGCUCAGAGACAGACACAUAGACCCAAUGCUCCUGCUUCAAAUCCUGAAGACUAUUACAAGAUAAAUCUGAGCAGAGUUUUCCUAGACCAUGUACUCGAGCAGCUCGAUUCUAGAUUCAAGGAUGAUGUAUUUAUCUGCUACAAAGGUAUUUCGAUCAUACCCUCUGUUUUGAUUGCUACUGAUGACUGGAAGCCUAAUGUUUUAGAAUUUUGUAACUAUUACAGACAGGACAUGCCAAAUUAUAUAGGUUUACAGGCAGAGCUUUUAUUAUGGGAGAGAUUAUGGAAGGGGAGGGAUAACAGAGGAGAAGUGAUUCCAGACACUCUUAAGGCUACACUGGAGGAUAUUGACAAAGAUGCAUAUGUCAAUAUUUAUUUCAUGUUAAAGAUCCUGAUCACACUUCCAAUUUCAUCUGCUUCUUGUGAGAGAUCCAUUUCAUCCCUUCGAAAUCUUAAAACCUAUUUGAGAAGCACAAUGACUGAGGACAGAUUGAAUGGGCUGGCACUAAUGUAUACCCACAAAGACAUGGAUUUAGACCUGGACAGAAUAAUAGAUUUAUUUGCUCAAUUGCACCCUAGGAGAAUGAGAAUGGCAAACAUAUUAACUUAAAUUUUUGCACCAUCUGUUUCUAGAGGGCUUGUGAGUUAUGUUCCAUCUGGGUCUUACCUUUAAACUGAUGGAGAAC